AUGGAUAAUAAUAGUAAUAUUAAAAUUAUGAGUAUCACUGUUUACUACACUCCUGAAGACUUCAAUAUCGACAAACUCAAAAUUCUCUUCGAAAACGCUGAAGCGUAUGAAAUAAAUACCAUUGUAAUCCCCAGUCAGGAAAAAAUAGCAAUUGUCAAUUACAGGGAUAAAUCAGAGGCGGAAAAAAUAAUCCUUGAAUUUGAAGGGAAAAGGUUUGGAGAAAAUGAUUUUAAAAUAGAACUGACUGACAAUUUUAGAUCACUAAAAAUACCACCAAGAUCUCGAUCAAGAUCGCCUGUUUCUGAUCAUGAUAAAUGCACAGAGAAUAAUGCAAAUAUUUCUUUGGCUUAUUCUCCAAACGUACAGAACAAAAUAAGCGAUGAAGAACGAGUUCUUAAUGUACUAAAUGCAUGCCCAGACCCAACUGGAUUUAGUUCUAGUUAUGGCUGUGAAGAAUCAGUAAUAAGAAUGUCAGGGGAUUCUUUUAUAGAACACACUGAUAGCUUGAAAACCAUCAAUAAAAUUACUAACUCUCUCCCUUCGUGAGCGACCAAAAAAAUCUUGUUCGCUCACGGAGGGGGGUUAAUUGUUUUUUAAAAAAAUUUUCGAAAUUUAAAAAAAUCACACUUCUCAGAAAUUGGAAGGAAAUAUUAAUUUAAUUUGUAAAUUUAUGUUUUUAAAAACGCAAUUAAACAGAAUUAGCUUUUUUGUUCACUCACAGAGGGUGGGUUUUUGGCUAAAAUUUGGAUUUUUCCAAUGGUUUUGUUCGCUCAUGGAUGGGGAGGAGUAAGGCCAACCAAGAAAUAAUUAAAGAUGAAAAAUGCGUCGGCCAUGCUUUUACCAAUUUAAAUGUAAACUCUACUGAGUACUCUUUACCCACUAUAAAUCCUGCAAUCAGCGAAAGCAAUUUUAAUAUCCAACUUCCCAGCAUUUCAGAUUUACAGCCACAAGAAAAAGUUUCCUAUCCAAUCACAAAAAAGCCAAAGCGACCUGCAGUUUUAGAAAAUUUAAAUAUCAAAAGUGAAGUCAUGAAAUUUAAGCUUCCCAUACUAGACGAAUCAAAAAAGAUUAAGCCUAUGGAAGCAAAACCGAAUGACAAAAGCAAAGCAAAGGAGCAAAAGAACCAAGAAAAUCAGAGAAGACAAUCUCAGAGACUAAUAGAGAGGCAACAAAAAAGGGAGGACUAUGAAGAUGAAGAUUUAGAAGAUGAAGAAAUUGAGUUAGAAAAAUUCACUGCAGAGGAUGGGAGUAUAUUUACUGUUAUUUCCAGGAGCAGCUCGAAACAUAGAAAUGUUGAGUGUGGCACGUGUUUGAAAGUUAUUCAACAAAAAACGAUUUUGACCCAUAUAACUUCCAAAACUCACAAAGAAAAGAUAUUAGCUAAUAACCCCUCUUCGGUUUAA
Molecule: messenger RNA, 1403 nt
Organism: Blepharisma stoltei
Lineage: Eukaryota; Ciliophora; Heterotrichea; Heterotrichida; Blepharismidae
Source: the annotation of a GenBank genome assembly